AUGGUACAAGAAAAAUUGAGCAGUCUGACAUUGCAAGAGCCAAAAGACAAAUAUAAUGAAGUUGAUGAUUCAGAAUUAAUUGAGGUAAAGGAUAUAUUUAUUCAAUUGGCUAAUAAAUUGCAAACCAAAACUAUAAUAAAAGAUCCUAAUUUUGAUUUAUUUGAAGGAACCCAUUCUUUAGAAGUUAAUAACCCAAAGUUAGAUUCAAGUUUAAUCAAAUUAACUACGGAAGAAUACAAAUUUGAUUGUAAUAUUGCAUAUGGCUCCACUGAAGAAACACAGAAUGAUGCCUUGAAUUAUGUUACUGCCAUUACAGAAAGAUUAUUACGUUUAGUUCUUUGUUGGCUAAAUAAUUAUCAAACUUUACCAACGACAAUAUUAAGUUGUAGAUACGUCGAGAAUUUCCUUGUUAAAUGUUCAAAUGAAACAUUUAAUGACAUUCAUGUUUUGAAAACAAAUAAUGUUAUUUAUGACAAAGUUUUAAACAGUUGUGUAAUAGGUAUUUGCUAUUUUGCAAAAUUUGCUCAAGAUUUAUUAAAAUCAGGUGUUAUUUUCGAAGAAGAAGAUAUGAAUUUUAAUAUAAUGGGACUAGGUUCGUUUGUGGGUUUACCUGACCAACAAAUCAUAUUACAAUUGUUAGAAAAUGGGUUAACUACUUUGAAAGAAAUAAAAGAUGGAAGAACGGAAAGACUUGCCAAAUCCAUAGAAUUGACAAAAUGUUUCGUACAUAUGGAGGAUCAUGUCGUACAUUUUUCAACAGACAAUCAAUAUUUGGAUGAAAUGAUUGAAAUCGCUAAAUAUUUAGACACAAUAUCCACUAAGUUAGAACCACCAAUGGGUUCAUUUUCAAUGGGUAUUCAAAAACGACUUGCAAAUCAAUUUCCUCCCAAACAUCUAGUAGAUCCUGAUAAUGUUCAAUUUUCAGGUUUUGUGACUCUUGCUGAGCACGUUAAAAUUGUAAUCAAAGUGGCAAAAUCGGAAAAUUUCAUAGAAAUUUUACAAUUUGCAACCUAUUUUAAUAAAUUACAUCAAAGGCAUGUAAUCGCUAGGGCAAUUUUUCCCUUGUUUUUAAUGAGAGAAGAUAGAACUGUUCUAGGAAAAUAUUCUUUGGAUGGAUUUUUGAAAUCGCAUGUUCUGGAUUUGCCUAAGAAUGCUACAGAACAAAAUGGGGAUGUAGACACAUUAAUUCAACCUAUAUUACAAGAAUGUCUGAGCGUCUUAUUUGAAUGGUAUCAAAAUUCGUCCCAAAAUACCUGUAGAUAUAGACAAGGUUAUAACAGACAGCUACUGGUUUGGGAUUCAGUUCAAGCUCAAUUGGAAAAUAUGCAUUCUCAAUUACUAUCAAAUCUACAAUUACAAGUAACUAAUGGACAAGAUAAUUCUCAAUCACUAGAUUAUAUCAUGUCCAUUGGAGCUUGGGCUUAUUCCAUGAAAAUAACAUCGAUGAUAGAGUUCUCUUUAAAAGGCUUUGAUCUUGAAAUUUAUAAACCUUUUGAAUCAUAUUCAUUAUUUUGGUACAGCCAUUAUUUGUGCAAACAUUUAACAAACGCUUUGCUCUUGAUAAUUAGCCAUAUACAAAAGAAAAAAGAUUCGAUAUCUGCAAUGAAUAAAAAAUUAAAAAUUGAAAGCUGGGAAGAAAAAGGAAAACUAAGGACUCAGUACCAUAAUGCACUUGACAUAGAUUUACCUCAAUUCGAAAUGAACAUUGCAUUCCUAAAUUAUUUAUCGAAACGGAAUAAGAUAAACGAAUCUCUUUGUCUUGUAGAGAUAAUCCAUUUUGCAAUAUUAAAAUCGUAUGGUAUUAUUGACGAAAAAUUUCCUGCAAAAUCAAAAUUUGUUGAUGAUACCUUAUUGCAUAACCUUCGUUUUAAACCCUUUUCUUCAAUUGGUUCACCUCCUUUACCAGAAAUUGAAAUGUUCCAGAAAAGUAUUAACAGUUUCAUGAUCAAAGCACCUGAUUUCAAAAGGAAAUUAAAUGAAUUGUUCAAGUACGUGAAUAAGGAAUUAUCAAGCACCACCGAAAUGAUUGAAGAGAUUCUUACAUCUAUCCAGAAUGGAGAUUUGAAAGCCCCGUUAUACACAGGCACUCGCUUAGUAGAAGAAGAGGCUGUAGAAUAUUUCACAUAUCUUAAAGCAUCAGUUAAGAAUUUGGAGAACAAUUCCAACGACAUUGUAAAUAAACUAGGUGACACACCAAGUGAAGAAUUAAAAAGUAAAUUUAAAGUGGAACUUGAGCAUAUGCCAGGCUCAUCAAGAUAUUUCCCUAUCCUUUGCGUAAAGCCAAAUACACCAAGAAACAAAAAGCAAUAG
Molecule: messenger RNA, 2310 nt
Organism: Naumovozyma dairenensis CBS 421
Lineage: Eukaryota; Fungi; Ascomycota; Saccharomycetes; Saccharomycetales; Saccharomycetaceae
Gene: MAK10
Product: Mak10p
Exons: 1
Coding region: 1-2310 (769 amino acids)
Biological process (GO): N-terminal peptidyl-methionine acetylation
Cellular component (GO): NatC complex
Source: RefSeq, a predicted model, not a curated record